CGGGUUGACUCAAAAAUUAUGUGGCGCGGAUUUUGUUAUUCGACGCGAGCAACCAACAAUAACAUGCAGAAAUACAGAGCUUCAACUAGUAAACAGUGUGAAAAUCACUACUGCGAUCACUCAAAACGUACAAUGGAACACUCUUACACGCAAUCAAGCUGCUUUUUCACCCCCGAGAGUGCAGAAAAGGCGAAAGACAUGCAAGAUUUUGGCCGCGUAACGCCAAUCUUUGGUCUAACUUCGUCAGUCUUUUUGAGUCCGCCAUCAUCAUCGGAAAGGAGUCCUGUCCCUAACUUCAAAAACCUUGAUGAUGUUCCUCGAUUGGAUCUACAAACCGAGGAAAGCGAUCAGGAGUCUAGAAUCUCCAAAUCGUGUUCGUCACGUUCAUCUUUGCUACCAGAGGACAGAAUCAUAGGGAAGCAUGUCAGCGACAAAAUCGACAUCAUAUCUGAGCUCCUCACGUUGGGUGCCGAUCGUAUUUGCUAUAAAAUCUGCCACAAGCUUGGCGAUAGUGAUCUGAUAAGAUUCGCUUCAGUAUGCCAACGCUGGAGACAGUUUGUUGAAGACUUCCUCUCAGAUCGCUGGAGGUCUCAUUUACGAGAAAGACGCCAAUACUGUACUCUAAAGGGAAAGGAGAAUCUGGGAACACCUCAAAGUUCAAAAGAUCACCCAAGACCCAGAAUCCCUUUACUUACAAUUGACAUGAACACAGCAAAGAGUAUCAGCCAAGUAGUCAGCAUUAAGCCUACUGAGUCCUCAGCAGUCACAACAGAAAUGUUUGUCAAUCCCCAGACUCCAGUCUCAGAGAGAAGACUUUGUCCUAGAUGCACAUCCCCUUCAAACUACACACAAGUGCAAAAUGUUGCUCAAUGCAUCUGCGAGAGAUGUGGCAAUGAAUUUUGCCCUUAUUGCCUAAGAGACAUUGAAAACCACACAAGUGAGAGCUGCCAAGAGUUGAGAACAGCCCCUGAGGAGAAAAGGCAAUUAAGGACAAGGAAAGCAAAGAAAAAUCAGGCAAGCAAAAGAAUCAGAGACAGUCUAAGACGGCUGUGAUGCAAAAAGCCUGCUACAUAAUUUAGUUAGAAUCUUAUAUUAAAUUAAUUUUAUUUAUGUACAUAUGUAAAUACUUUUUAUAUGACACUACUUAUACAUGUAGAUAGUAUUAUUAUGCUUGUUUAUGGUAUAUUGCUCGUCUACAGACUUGAAUAUGUGAAAAUAACCAUCUUCACGCUAGCAUAACCUUAUCUAGUUUGGAGUUUCAUUUAUUGGUCUUUGUGUAACUAAUUUGUCGGCUAGUAAUCAACAAGAAUAAAUGUUGGUUCUUACUAGGACACAAGCCCUAGGCAACUAGUUUAUGAAUGUCGAUUGAACACUCAAGCAUGCAUAACAUAAUGCAACUUCCUGAUUUUUGGGCAUUUCGUAUUAACAGAUUCUAAGUUGUGUUGCAUUAGCACAUUAUAUUGUGCUUGUGUCCUAGUGAGAACUUACCACUAAGUCUUGGUAAACCUGGAAAAGAUUAGCCUUUGGCACCAUAAAGGUGGAUAUUGGCUUAGGUUACCCUGGUUCUGUGGCUUCAAUGUUUCAAACUUCUCUUAGAUACUGUAAUAACAAGUUGAAAUAACACAAAAGUAAGAGUGGUACUGCUGCUGGUCAGUCAUCUCAUGUUUUUUUUUUUUGUCUCAAUUGUUUCCCUUUGUACACUUGUAAAAUAUGUGUAAAUAAAGACAGAUACAAUUUGCAGAAAUUUAUGAGAAAGAUUUUGAUUCA
Molecule: messenger RNA, 1767 nt
Organism: Nematostella vectensis (starlet sea anemone)
Lineage: Eukaryota; Metazoa; Cnidaria; Anthozoa; Actiniaria; Edwardsiidae
Product: F-box only protein 5
Exons: 4
Coding region: 19-1053 (344 amino acids)
Biological process (GO): negative regulation of meiotic nuclear division; regulation of mitotic nuclear division
Molecular function (GO): protein binding
Source: RefSeq, a predicted model, not a curated record